This is a messenger RNA of Puccinia triticina, 1842 nucleotides long. RefSeq lists its product as uncharacterized. Bases 1 to 1842 code for a protein of 613 amino acids. The record is from RefSeq and is a predicted model, not a curated record. The transcript is spliced from 4 exons. NCBI's taxonomy places the organism in Eukaryota, Fungi, Basidiomycota, Pucciniomycetes, Pucciniales, Pucciniaceae.
AUGAAGCGUCAUCAACUGUACUUCCUCGUUGGAAUUUUGGAUUUAUGCCUCGCCGCGGCAUCGGUCUGUUCCUCCCCCCCAAAAAUAUACCCUAGGGCACUUCCUCACGAAAUUGUCGAAGGAGCAAAUCCGCUGAGGACAGAGGCAAAUGUGCCAAUUUCCCCAGGCGCACAAAACAAUCCACGGCCUGGAAAGCAGUUAAAUGUGUUGAACGCCCUUCAAGAGAAAUCACCAGGUGAAGAUGGCACCAAAUUUCAGUCACUGCCUAAUUUUAACUUCCUUCGUGUCAAAAAGCGUCCGGAAAAUCUAGCCCUUCCACAUGAAAAUAUUGGUCCACAUGCCGUCACAACUGCUAGAGUCAAAGAAGAGCCAAACGAAAGGAACGACGAAGUCGCGCUCGAUUAUCGACUCGCCUUUUAUCCAAGCACAUUACGACCUCAACUUGAAGAUAAUAUUCCCGAUGUUCAUGGCGGAAAACGAAAAGAUUACCAGGCUGGAAAGGCCACUCACAAUAGCGCUCUAUCAAAAAAAAAAAAAAAAGAGAUGAUGAACGACAAGGGCAAGAAGCCGCUACUCGAUGAACCUACGACUCCCCCUCAAUCCUCCAGAAAACCUCUUCAACUCGCGAAGGGCACAAACUUUAAACCUUCUCCUCGACUAGGACAUUACAGGACUCGAACUCAGCCAGGCAAAUAUUUGGGCUACGAAAAACCGGAGGAGGUUUUUGUCAAACUCAUGGCUGCUGCAGUGCCCCAGCCUUACCUCUGGAACACAGAAACUCGGCUGCUAAUGAUAUCCCUUAUGAACAAAAUUUUCGAAGAUACUUCCACAUUGAAAAAACUGGACGAGACUCGAGGAGCCCUGCUGGCUGCAAUAGAGAAUUCGCCCCUUGCGAGAAGGUGGAUGCGAGUACUCGAACAUUUGAAAUUGGAAAUCUCACCUUUUGUUAACAGCCUGGGAAAAGACAAGUUGAAAGAGCUCCAAGCUAUUCUCAGCAAGAAGGAAGCUGCAAAGAAAGCGUAUAAGCCAGCUUACUGCAAACCCGACAUGAGUACUGAAAUCCACGAUCUUGAACCUUUGUUCAAAUCGGUAGCUGGUCAUCUUCAAAUCGAUCCUCAGGAAUAUAUUCCCUGGAAGGAGGCUCAGAGUGAGAAUGCAAUUUGGACAUCGCAUCCAGAUGGGUCAAGUGCUGAAAUGACAAACCAGGAGCUAGCAAAAAAUGACGGCGAUCGUGUGAAACCCACCCGGAGGAGGAGGAAAAGCGCGAACCGCGAUAUCGGAAUCCUUGCCAAUUCCAUUAUUGUCGAUGGAGAAGUGUCUGCGAUGCUCAAAUGGGAAUUUGGGAAAGUUGAUCAUCCAGAACGUCCAUCGGCUUUCAGGUACGACGGUGUUGGGAACGGUAUCAUGGAAAUAUACAAAGAUUCUCUCGAAUUGAAAGAAUUGAAAUAUUUACCCGAAUCCCUCUCAGCAAAAGAGGAUGCUUUUAGGAGAGUUUUGGUAAUCUUCACUUAUUUCUUGAAGCCCAUGUUUCUGGCGAAUGGUUCAGCUUUUUUCAACUUGUGCGAAGAGGCAACUCAUAAUUUUGAAUCGGUUGCAACGAACGCAGUGGAGAUGUUACAGGUUUUCAAAGCAGGAAACCAUGCAGUGAUGGCUCAAGUUGAGAACAUCAGAAAAGGAUCGCCCCAAGGGAUGAAGAAUCUGGACCAAAUCACCAUCGAGGAAGUCGGCGACAACAUGGGAGAAAACCAGGCACCCCGCAGCCAGAACCAAGCCUUGAAAUUAAGCUGGGUUGAAAAAAAUGGCUGGUGGCAACUCACUCACAGCUCCAUUGACAAAUGUUAG